CGCGCACAGGAUAGUCGAGUCGGCGGCGAAGCUUGUUUGUUAGUGCUGUGUUUUAAGACUGUACUAUAUCUGUGUCUUGCCCCGCCGGGGCUACAGCCGGCUCUCGGGCCUUAAGGCCUCCUGCUUAGGUGACACCGAGCUCCUCGCUUGCUUGCAAACUACACCCGCAUUAGCAUACUCUAGCGACGCUGGUGGGGAUUAAUUGCACGUAGCAACGCGAGUUUCUCUAUACAACACGUAGCAGCGUGCAGCAGACCAUGCGACGAGGACUUGCACUCGCGGCGUGCGCGCUGUGCGUCAGCGCGCUCGUCCCCGGGCCGACGCGCCUGGCGCCGCGCAUGGCGCCCGAGGAGCCGGCGCCCGAGGUCGACCCGCGGCGCAAGGACCCGGACCCGAGCCGGCCGAUCCCGCCCGUGCGCAUGCCGGUCGUCGACACGCAGGACGGGCAGAUGGAUGUCAUCUCGCGGCUGCUGCGGGACCGCAUCCUCCUGCUGGGCCAGGGCGUCGACGACGACGUCGCGAACGUGCUCGUCGCGCAGCUCCUCUACCUCGCGAACGAGGACCCGACGAAGGACAUCACGCUCUACAUCAACAGCCCGGGCGGCUCCGUGAGCGCGGGCAUGGCCAUCUACGACACGAUGCAGUUCGUGCCCUGCGACGUGUCGACGGUCUGCUUCGGCACGGCCGCGUCCAUGGGCGCCUUCCUGCUGGGCGCGGGCGCGCCGGGCAAGCGCCGGUCGCUGCCGAACGCGCGCAUCAUGAUCCACCAGCCGCUGGGCGGGGCGCAGGGCCAGGCGGCCGACGUCGAGAUCCAGGCCAAGGAGAUCCUCUUCGUGCGCCAGCAGCUCAACACCUUCAUCGCCGAGUACACGGGCCAGCCCGUCGCCAAGGUCGAGGACGACUGCGACCGCGACUUCUUCAUGACGCCCGAGGAGGCCGUCGCCUACGGCAUCAUCGACGAGGUCGUCAAGACCAAGACGAGCGCGAUCCCCAAGCCGCCGAUGCCCGAGCUCGCGUUCUAGGUAGUAAGUACUUCUCGCAAGUUAGGGAGACAUACCUCGCGUGCGUUACGAGGAGGGAGGCGGGGAAGGCUGGACGUCCACCGAGCGCGGCCCGGGAGGCGACCGCGUUCUUCGCGGUCUCGCUGGGUAGAAAUGCAUACCUUCACGCAAGUUCCACGAGGGAAGGGACGACGACGCCCUAC
Pelagomonas calceolata is the source of this 1204-nucleotide messenger RNA. Lineage: Eukaryota; Pelagophyceae; Pelagomonadales; Pelagomonadaceae. The record is from the annotation of a GenBank genome assembly.